CCGCAGCGCCCUGUUGUUGUCGCUAGCAACAAAAACAAUUUGCUGGGAAUUGCAAGUCAAUUGAGAGAGUCAACGUUAAUUGUAUUUAUUAAGUUUAAGCGUUUAGACUAGAAGGCAAUACUCAACGGGACGACGAAAUGCAAAGCGUACUCAAUACCGUAAAAGGCACGGCGCUCAAUGUGGCCGAAUAUCUAACGCCCGUACUGAAGGAAUCCAAAUUCCGUGAGACAGGCGUCCUGACACCCGAGGAGUUUGUGGCCGCCGGCGAUCACUUGGUGCAUCAUUGCCCCACCUGGCAAUGGGCGGCCGGAGAUGAGACCAAGACGAAACCUUACCUACCAAAGGAUAAGCAAUUCCUGAUAACGCGCAAUGUGCCCUGCUAUCGACGCUGUAAGCAGAUGGAAUACGUUGGCGAGGAGACCCUGGUGGAGGAGGAGUCUGGCGAUGGCGGUUGGGUUGAGACCCACCAGCUCAAUGAUGACGGCACCACCCAGCUGGAGGAUAAAAUCUGUGAACUGACAAUGGAGGAGACGAAGGAUGAAAUGCACACUCCAGAUAGCGAUAAAUCUGCACCAGGCACUGCACCUGGAGCCGAAGAUGAGGACGAGGAUGAUGACGAGGCCAUAGACAUGGAUGAUUUCGAGGAGAGCGGCAUGCUGGAGCUAGUCGAUCCAGCCGUGGCUACAACCACUCGAAAACCCGAGGUGGAACCAAAGGCAGCUGGCACAUCAGCGGGAGCAACGGCGGGUGGCGAAGCCAGCGGUGGCGGUGACUCGGCCGUGCUCCAUACGCGCACCUACGACCUGCACAUCAGCUACGACAAGUACUAUCAGACGCCACGCCUCUGGGUGGUGGGGUACGAUGAGCAGCGCAAACCCCUGACCGUGGAGCAGAUGUACGAGGAUGUAUCCCAGGAUCAUGCCAAGAAGACGGUGACCAUGGAGUCGCAUCCGCAUCUCCCGGGACCCAAUAUGGCCUCGGUGCAUCCGUGUCGCCAUGCGGACAUCAUGAAGAAGAUCAUACAGACGGUGGAGGAGGGCGGCGGCCAGCUGGGCGUGCAUUUAUAUUUGAUAAUAUUCCUGAAAUUCGUUCAGACCGUUAUCCCAACCAUCGAAUACGACUUUACGCAAAACUUUAACAUGUCUUAAUUUAAAAAUUUAACUAGUAGCGCUUGUGUCUCUGCAAAUAAAGUGCUUCGGCUUAAAAAGAAA
Molecule: messenger RNA, 1211 nt
Organism: Drosophila kikkawai
Lineage: Eukaryota; Metazoa; Arthropoda; Insecta; Diptera; Drosophilidae
Gene: Atg3
Product: Autophagy-related protein 3
Biological process (GO): nucleophagy; autophagy of mitochondrion; autophagosome assembly
Cellular component (GO): cytosol; phagophore assembly site
Molecular function (GO): Atg8-family ligase activity
Source: RefSeq, a predicted model, not a curated record